Molecule: messenger RNA, 1083 nt
Organism: [Candida] anglica
Lineage: Eukaryota; Fungi; Ascomycota; Pichiomycetes; Serinales; Debaryomycetaceae
Source: the annotation of a GenBank genome assembly
GAAAUAGAACAUCAGUUCUUGCUUGAAAUUAAUAUGACUACUAAAGGGAUAUCUGUAAAUGCCAUACAGAAGGAAGUAAAAAAUGAUGGUAAUAAUAUGAAAAAUAAGUUGAAGGAUGGCAAGAUUUUGGAGAAACUUGAUGAAGAUGUUUUAAAGGUAAAUCAAAUAAAAUCGAAAUUGAAGCAAGAACAUGUCGAUGAAAACAUACGACAGAAGGAGUCUGGAUUAGAAGAAAACUCAACGCCAGAAUCAAAUCUGGCACCAGACGAUUGGUCUGAAGAAUCACAAUAUUAUAAAAAUGUGGAUUCUAAAUCAUUCCGUCAGUAUGAACUUGCAUGUGACCGAGUGAAGCAAUUUUAUCAAGAGCAACAUGAAUUCCAAACUGUAGCAUAUAAUAUUCAAGCACGUAUUAACUUCAAGACGAAAACAAGAGCCCGUAUGACUGUCUGGGAAGGAUUAGAAAAAUUAAAUAAACUUUUGGAUGAUAGUGAUCCUGAUACAGAGCUUUCACAGAUUGAUCAUGCAUUACAGACUGCUGAAGCCAUUAGAAGAGAUAAUAAACCACGAUGGUUCCAACUUGUUGGGCUCAUACAUGAUUUAGGUAAAUUGCUAUACUUUUUCGACUCCCGAGGACAAUGGGAUGUGGUUGGAGAUACUUUCCCGGUGGGAUGUAAGUUUCUGCGAAAGAUUAUAUUUCCUGAUAGUUUCAAAGGGAAUCCAGAUAUUUUAAAUCCAUUAUAUAAUACAAAAUAUGGGAUUUAUUCUAAAAAUUGUGGAUUAGAUAAAGUUAUGCUUAGUUGGGGUCAUGAUGAAUACAUGUAUCAUGUUGCAAAGACUAAUUCUACCCUUCCAAAGGAGGCAUUAGCUAUGAUACGGUACCAUUCAUUUUAUCCUUGGCAUCACGAAGAUGCAUACACUUACCUUAUGGAUGACCACGAUAAAGAAAUGCUUAAGGCAGUGAAAACAUUUAAUACAUAUGAUUUGUAUUCCAAGACAGAUAAACAAUACGAUGUUGAAGACAUUAAACAAUACUAUUUGGAUUUGAUAGAUGAAUUUUUCCCAAACCAAAUAAUUGACUUUUAA